AUGCGCGCCCCGCCGCUGCUGCUGCUGCUGGCCGCCUGCGCGCCGCCGCCCUGCGCCGCGGCUGCCCCGACGCCGCCGGGCUGGGAGCCGGCAGCCGACGCGCCCUGGUGUCCCUACAAGGUGCUGCCCGAGGGCCCCGAGGCGGGCGGCGGGCGCCUGUGCUUCCGCAGCCCCGCGCGCGGCUUCCGCUGCCAGGCGCCCGGCUGCGCGGUGCACGCCUCGGCCGGCCACCUGCUGCGCGCCAGCGUCCUGCGCAACCGCAGCGUGCUGCUGCAGUGGCGCCUGCCGCCGGCCGAGGCGCGCCGCGUGCGCGCCUUCGCGCUCAACUGCUCGUGGCGCGGCGCCUACACGCGCUUCCCGUGCGAGCGCGUGCUGCUGGGCGCCUCCUGCCGCGACUACCUGCUGCCCGACGUGCACGACGGCGUGCGCUACCGCCUGUGCCUGCAGCCGCUGCCGCUGCGCGCCGAUCCCGCCGCUCCGGAGUCCUCCGGGCCCACCGAGUGCGUGGAGUUCGCCGCUGAGCCUGCCGGCAUGCGGGAAAUCGUGGUGGCCAUGACGGCGGUAGGCGGCUCCAUCUGCGUCAUGCUCGUGGUCAUCUGCCUGCUGGUGGCCUACAUCACCGAGAACCUCAUGCACCCGGCCUUCGGGCGUCCGGGCCUGCGCAGGCAGCCCUGAAGCUGGAGGCGGCCGGUCACCGGGCCUGUGUCUGCGGACAGGUGUGUGGGAGGCCCCAGGCCCCUCCGCCCGCUCUCCCCUCCUCGCUCCUGCUCCUUCCUUAGGAUCUUCACGCAGGGCCCGCUGGAGAUGGACAGGGUACUGGCGGCUGGCGUCAGGGUCUUGGAGUCAUCGCACUACCUUUCAAGCUGGGCCUCCACCUCCCAGAAUCCAGCUCAGGACUGGCCUUUGGACCUGGGCAGGGGUGCCAGCCGAAUCCAGGGCUCUUCCUGCUCUCCAGAAGCCUUUAUAGAGGCCGCCAGGACAUAGAGCCCCUUCUAGCAACAGCCAUCGGCACCCCGGGGUCAUCACCCUGCACCUCCAGCCUGUACCAAGCUGGAAGCCCAGGCAGGCUGUCGUCAUUGCUUGGUCACUGUGCGCUUUGCUAGCUCGAGGCCCCCUUGGAGCUUGUCCUCUCCCCACCGGUCCCAGUGGGCUUAGGUUAGCUUCGUGCCUUAGUAGAUCGGGCCCACUGCAGGUGCCAACAACCCGUCCCGUACUGUCCAAGGGGGUUCGUGGCCCUGAGACUGGCCAGAGCCCCCCUGGAACCCCCCUCAAGCUUUGCAGGAGCUACAGUAAGCAGCGACCUGUGGUGUGUCUCUACGUGGGUGUCUGACAAGUUGGGAGCCGUAUUGUAGUACAGGCAGGGCCUGGUGUCCAGCUGCCCCAGGGACCUAAGCACCCCUGGCCAAGGUUGCUUCCUGCGCUGACCGCCUGGUGAUGCCCAGCGCCGAGAGGGGUGCGGCCUGCCGGCUCCCCUGAGCUCCUGACUGACCACCCUGGACCCAGCUAUCUGGAGUCACUGUGGCUAACCCCUCCCACCCUCAUCCCAGCAACCCCAGGCCCUUGCUGGUAUCCCCGCAGUGUCCGCUCCCCACCUCUGUCUGCUCUGCGCGCCCUGGUGUGACGCUGGUCAGGCGUGAGCCUGGUGCCAGUGUCUCAAUGUCCAUCGUUCUUAGAC
Messenger RNA from Rhinolophus ferrumequinum (greater horseshoe bat), 1675 nucleotides. RefSeq names its product fibronectin type III domain containing 10 (gene FNDC10). The transcript is spliced from 2 exons. Lineage: Eukaryota; Metazoa; Chordata; Mammalia; Chiroptera; Rhinolophidae. The record is from RefSeq and is a predicted model, not a curated record. Bases 1 to 675 code for a protein of 224 amino acids.